Molecule: messenger RNA, 1215 nt
Organism: Guillardia theta CCMP2712
Lineage: Eukaryota; Cryptophyceae; Pyrenomonadales; Geminigeraceae
Exons: 7
Coding region: 1-1215 (404 amino acids)
Source: RefSeq, a predicted model, not a curated record
AUGGUGAGGGGGGUAGCGGCGGCGAUGCUGGGGCUGCUGCUGGCAUGCGCGGUCAUGGUAGUUCUGCUGAGAGCUGACAAGGAGGACACAGCUGGAACAAGUCUUCUUGCUCGCUCCUCUCCUCCCUCCAUCCCCCCCUCAGGCUCUGCAUACCGAGAGACGAUGAGGAUGGCGAGGCGAGCCGACCUGUACAGGCAGGCCGCGUUCGAUGAUGCGGUGGAGGACCAGGACAAGAAGGUGGAGAAAGACGAGAAGCUUGCGAUGAAGAUCGAGGAAGUGGACAAGAAGAAGUCAAGAGAGCGAGAAGUGAAGACUCUACUUGACAUAGCCAAGGCGAGAAACAAGGCGGCAGAGAUGGCUGAUAAGCAGCUCGACAAGCGAGCUGAGAAGCUCCAGACUGACCGCGCCAAAGACGCAAAGGAACCGCGUCAUGCUGAUGAGGAGAAGAAGCCCGAACAUGCAAGCGAGCAGCGAGCCAAGGCCGUCGCAGGGUCGGUGAAGCGCAUGGCAACCGAGGCAUAUCAGGCGUAUCAAGAUGAUCUCAAAGAGGCGGAGCGAAGAGACAAGAAGCGACAGGAAUCGUUCAUGAAUGCAAAGAAGGAGGAAGAGAAAGAAGACAAGGAGGACGACGAUGACCACCAGAGACAACUCGCCAUGGGGAGGAGGAAGCGGAAGCUCUGGUGGUGGGCCCUGAAACGGGAGGAGAAGCGAGACCUGGAGAGAAAGGCUCGGUGGAAACAAGAUCUGACCAAGGCCGAGAAGAUGAUGGAAAGCAUCCAACAAGGGCAUGACUCGGCCUUGACCUCCUCCCGGGAGCAACAGGCUGUAGCCUCUGAGAGGCAGAAGGAGGGAGUGAUGAAGGCGGAUCCUGCGAAGAUGCCGAGAAAGGAGCGAGAAGAGAAGGCGAGCAAGGGGAAGGAGGCUCUACGGCAGGCUACAGAGCUCGUCGACCAGGCAAGGAGCAAGUUUCUGGAAGCGGACGCGAAGCAUCAGGUGGCCAUGGACGAGCUAAAGAAGGAGGAGCAGGUUGAGAGCUUGAAGAAGCAGAACGACUGGAAGACGAUCUUGAGCAAAAGCAGCGAUGGGAAGAAGGCGCGAGAAAAGAUGAAGAUGAAGGUGAAGCUCUCACUUGAGACUGUUAAGAAGAGACAGCGAGAGCUGGCGGAGGCCGUGAACCAUCAGGUCGGGCAUGCGCAUGUGCAGUUCUGGUGCUGA